This is a messenger RNA of Capronia epimyces CBS 606.96, 2361 nucleotides long. RefSeq names its product serine/threonine protein kinase. The transcript is spliced from 3 exons. Gene Ontology annotation, molecular function: pseudouridylate synthase activity. The record is from RefSeq and is a predicted model, not a curated record. Lineage: Eukaryota; Fungi; Ascomycota; Eurotiomycetes; Chaetothyriales; Herpotrichiellaceae. The coding region runs from base 1 to 2361 and encodes 786 amino acids.
AUGACUCUAUUUUCGAGAGUCCUGCCCCGCAGGUCAAUCGGUCGAGGUUGCUCAACUACGCUUCUCUCAGGGCGUCGGAACCUCUCUGCUCGAGACAGGCUCUUCCGUGUGUCGGAAGAAGUCCAAGAUGCUCUCGCAACCGGCAAGCCAGUUGUUGCCUUGGAGACAACAAUAUAUACGCACGGCUUCCCCUAUCCCGAGAACGUCGCCCUCUCUUCGCACCUUGAGUCACUGGUCCGUGUCAAUGGCGGUGUCCCUGCAACCAUUGGAAUAUUGAACGGCAAAGCACUUGUUGGCAUGUCCCCGGAAGAAAUAAUACAACUUGUCUCCACUACUGGCGAUGAUAAUACUUGGAAAAUAUCGAGGAGAGAUUUGGGCUUCAUCGGUGGGCUGGGGCUGAGAGGGCAGAAACUUCACGGCGGGACUACCAUCGCCGGGACAAUGAUCCUCGCUCACUUGGCCGGCAUAAAGAUAUUUGCAACCGGCGGCCUGGGAGGAGUCCACCGAGGAGGAGAAAAUUCCUUGGACAUCUCUGCAGACUUGACCGAGUUGGGGCGAACACCUGUCACUCUCAUCAGCUCCGGGUGCAAGAGCUUCCUUGAUAUUCCCCGUACUUUGGAAUAUUUGGAAACGCAGGGUGUUGGCGUCGGGACCUUCGCUGACGGCAGAGCGGGAAGUGUCGAUUUCCCGGCUUUCUUCUCACGAGACAGUGGCGUGCCUAGUCCUAAAGUCAUUUUGGAUGAAGCUGAUGCUGCGGCCAUUGUCUACGCUCAAUCGCAGUUUCCGAUCCACUCUGGACUACUUUUCGCCAAUCCCGUUCCCGAGCACUCCUCAAUCCCAAGGGACGAGCUUGAUUCAAUCAUAAACCAAGCCGUUGCCGAGGCCGAUGAGAAAGGUAUCGGCGGAAAUGCAAAUACCCCCUACAUCUUGAGACGAAUUCGGGAAUUGAGCGACGGCGCCAGUGUGGAAGCUAACAGGGCUUUGAUCUGUGCCAACGUGAUACGCGGCACCAAGGUUGCGGUGGAACUGGCAAAGCUCGAACGACGAGAUGGUGCAGCUCCGCAGCGAAGUCAUACCAAUAUCACACCUAUCGCCAAACUUGAAGAGCCUGUCAGCUGCAGGGCAAUCGACGAGGGCGUCCCGGACAACGAAUGGGUCCCUCAACCAGUAGAGAUAUUGGUUGCUGGAUCGCUGGCAAGUGACACGAUCUGCGAUUACGCACCGUUUGAGGGCACUUCCUCUCCCAUAUCACCAGCGUUGCACACCUCAAAUCCCUCCAGCAUUUCUCAGUCUGCAGGCGGCGUUGGGCGGAAUGUGGCAAUGGCUGCCCACCUUGCCGGUGCGAGCGUCACUUUGGCGAGCGUAGUAGCAGAUGAUCUUGCCGGAUCGUCGCUACUCGAUCACGUCCAGAAGAGCGGUCUUUCCACAGCAAGCAUCUUCCGACUUCCCAGCGAGGGCGGUGCCAGAACCGCACAGUACAUUGCCGUAAAUGACAGAAACAAAGAUCUGGUCGUUGCAAUGGCAGACAUGUCAAUCUUGUCUCGCCGAGAGCUGGAAGACCUCACAUAUUGGACGGAGCAGAUAAAGCAACACAGGCCAAAAUGGGUUGUUGUGGACGGCAAUUGGUCUCCAGCAAUUCUUUCAUCCAUAAUCACUGCUGCAAAGGCUCAUCAGGCCAUGAUAGCUUUCGAGCCUGUAUCAACGGCAAAGGCUGCCCGCCUUUUCCACAAACCCGGCUCAGUGGUCUCCAGUACGAUGGUUGUGCCCGAUCAUGUUGUUAACCUCGCUUCCCCAAAUAGCUUCGAGUUGACGGCUAUUUACAAUGCAGCAAGAGAAGCGAUGAUGUUUGAAUCAGAGCAAUGGUGGAGCGUCAUCAACAGUUUGGCUCUCUCGGGCGCCAGUUCACGGGAUCGGCUAACUUCGGUGGCGGGUCACGAAUUGGUCGAGGAAGGUAUCCCACAACAGUGCAUUCAGCUUCUUCCCUUCAUUCCAAACCUGGUGACGAAGCUCGGGCGCCAAGGAUGUUUGCUGGCGAGCUUGCUUAGACGGACGGACCCCAGGCUGACAAGUCCGGAGUACGCCCCGUACAUUAUUUCCAGGAAUCUGUCUCAUGAUCUGGAGAUUGGAGGUGUGUAUAUGCGCCUGAUUCCACCAUCCGUCGAAGUUGAUCAGUCGGAGAUCGUCUCGGUCAAUGGAAUUGGCGACACAAUGCUGGGUGUCAUUGUGGCCGGCCUUGUAAAGGGACAUGUGCUCGAAGAGGUUGUGCCAAUUGCCCAAGAUGCAGCGGUGCUCACAUUAAAAUCUACAGAGGCAGUGUCGCCAGCCGUGCAAUGCAUCAAAGCAAGGCUCUCGGGCGAAUGA